ACGGUGAACGAUCCUCCACAAGCACUCAUAUAAGAGAAUGUCUUCUGGAUCAUCCAAUUCCUCCACAUCAGCCCCUAAUUCUGUCACACCAACUACUGAUGCUUUCUCAACUCUCUCCAUCUCAGCACCGGCUACAACUGCAGCACAAAUGUCUUAUUUUGCCUUCCCUAAUCAAUAUCCACAUGAUUUCUCAAGCUACAACACAAGUGCGGCCUACGCCACCGCUCCUUACCCAAUGGCAACGCAUCCUCAACUGGCCAAUUUUAAUCGCUUCCAAACCAAUCAGCUGAAUUUGGGACUUACGACACAGCAGAAUAUGAUGAUAUCACGAAGAAAGCGACGUGUUCUCUUCUCACCUCAACAAGUUCACGUCCUGGAACGCAAAUUCCAAAUCAACAGAUAUUUGAGCGCCGCGGAUCGGGAAAACCUUGCGAAGAGUAUUAACUUGUCGGCAACACAGGUGAAAAUCUGGUUCCAAAAUCAACGCUACAAGUGCAAGAGACAAGAAAAAGAGAAGAAAAUGGAUGGUGGAUGCUAUCGGGAUAGUGACAGGGACACUGAUUCAGACAGAGACAAUGAUAGUAGUGGAUCACUUGGAAGUUCGAUGUCUGGAAUCAAGAAGGAAGAAGAUGAAGAUCGGAAACCAUUCAUGCCAUCAGCAGUUUCAUCUGAUACAGCUUGUCUUCCGGAUAUCUCACAACAAGCAUUCCCAUAUCAGAUGUACCCUUCGAGUUCAUAUAUGCCUCCGUUCUUCGCAUACCAAGCACCUCCUGCAAACUAUCCUCCGUCUACAUACAAUUUAUCGACAUCAGCAUUUCAUAACCUUUAGCUGACAUUCAACUAUGCUCAAUUUUUUUUUUAAUUUUCUCAAUUUCAAUCUAAAAAUCUCGUGACUCUUCUGUUCUCUUUCCUUCCCCAAUCCUCAAUGAGCUUCUCAUUUUUUUAUUCCAAAAAUUGAAAAAUCCCAACACUAAACUGGUAUGUAUUUAUAUGCGUUGUUGCUAUAUUUUUGAUAUUAUAUAAUCUUGCACAAUAAAAAUAAUUUUAAAUUUAAAA
Messenger RNA from Caenorhabditis elegans, 1056 nucleotides. RefSeq names its product Homeobox domain-containing protein (gene ceh-27). Gene Ontology annotation, biological process: regulation of transcription by RNA polymerase II; regulation of DNA-templated transcription. Gene Ontology annotation, cellular component: nucleus. The coding region runs from base 38 to 829 and encodes 263 amino acids. Gene Ontology annotation, molecular function: DNA binding; DNA-binding transcription factor activity, RNA polymerase II-specific. The transcript is spliced from 6 exons. The record is from RefSeq and is marked reviewed. NCBI's taxonomy places the organism in Eukaryota, Metazoa, Nematoda, Chromadorea, Rhabditida, Rhabditidae.